AUUUUUUUGAUUCAUUUGAGCAAUCAUGUACUUAUGUUAUAUUAAUUUUGAUAUUGAUCAAAUUUGAUAAUGUAACUAUGUAACAUGCAAACAGUUGUAACUUUAACUGUAAAUUUUUGAGACAAACAUUAUUUUGUCUAUUGAAGUGUAUAAUGAAGAUUUUUUAUUGUUGAGGUAAUCAUAAUGAUUAUUGGUUGUUGAGGAUUUCUCAGUUGUUUUUUCUCAGUGAGAGUUUGAGGUCUCUUCUUGUAAUUCUUGGAAACGUAUUUGCAGUAUUGAUCUUGGUGAAGUUGAUUUUCUGGAGAAUUUUCUUGCAGUUUUUAUGAUAACUGGAAUUUUUUUUUCAAAAUUGCCAGUUCGUUGAGGAGGGGGAAUGUCGCAGUUAUCUAUGUAACUGUAUAGUAGAAUUAGUUCUCUAAUUGAUAGUGCGGCGUUGAUCACUAUAUUGAUGACGUCAUUACAUUAUUAAUAAUUUCUGUGUAGACUAGAGGACUGAGCUUUUGUUGCUUGUCACAACUUCUAGUGACGUAAAUUUAGUGUGUGUGUGAUUUGCGUCAUUUAUCGUCUAGUACAGUCUCUCCAUUGUUUUGUACGUUGGUACAGAUAGACGUGGUUUGAGAGCUCUGGAAUUUCUCCUUGGUUUUUGUUAUUGGAUAGCCUUAGCAUUUGCCUUGGACAUUUUCUUGUUGGAUUAUCUUGACCCCUGUUUAGGGUGAGUUUUAUUUUUCAUUGUAUAGUUUUUCUAUUUGAAUUCGUUCGUAUUUGUAAGUCUAUAAUUAGACUAGAUAUAGAUGAUUAGAAGAAUCCUUUCUUUUAUCUUCUAUAGGGUUUUAGCGUCAAGACUAAGUUUUUAGUCGUAGUCUCAGUUGAAGACUCUAUUUCAAGUAUUAGUGUCAAGUCUAUAUGUUAGACUCUGUGUCAAGUCUCAGUGUCAAGACUUGUUUAUUCAGUCUCAGUUCUAUAUUGAGAGUACAACUUUAGGUCUACAGUCUACAGGACUGAGGUCUUUCUCUCAGUUGGUCGUCUGGUGUGCACGUGGAUUUGUACAUGAGUCUGAGGUUCAAGAUUCCAGACUGCGGGUUGCAGUGGUCAGACCUGAUGGUAUAGUGUCAACUAUGAACUUCUACUUUUUGGAAUUGUCGUCAGUGGACAGUACCUGAUCUAGAGGCUAGAUCUACAUAUAUUACCAGUUGUUGUUUUUGAGAUUGAAGGACUAGGUGAUCCAUUGAACUACUUAUUAUAGUUAAGGUAAUAUACUAUGUGUUUCAUAAUUAUAUGAAUGUUCUGUAUCUAAGGAGACUAACUGGAUCAUUGUAGAUUACAUAUUAUUACAUAUUGAUAUUUCAUACUAUUAUUAUCAGUCAUCAUGAAUCAGUCAUUUGUAAAUAUAUCACAAGAAUAAAUUUUAUUGUUAUUUACAUCAUACACUUAGUUUAUUAGUUUAUCUACAACUAUAUGUGUAUGAUGUGCUUGUCAGGCUGAACUUGAGCCAAAAUAUUAUAAGUUCAGAAAAUAAUAACAAUAAUACAAAUUGAAAUAAUAUUUAAUAUUAAUAAAUAUUUGCAUUGGAAAUAUAUAAUAAUAAUUUGAUAAAUACAAGAAUACAAGAACCUGACAAGUAUUUUGGGGGCUCGUCUAAACUGUUAAAGGAGUUAUUUGAGGGAUUAUCUCAGUCAUAAUUUGUUAUAUUAUUGACAGUUGAAUAUUUGCUAAAUAAAUUUCUGUACUUGUAAGAGUAUAUUUUCAGAUUCUAGACACUUGUUUGUGUCACAUUACUAUUCAUAACGGUACUAUGUGAUUGUACCUUAUUACUCAGGAAAGGCAUCGUAUACAUUUUUUGUGUGAGACUUUAUUGGUGCCAGUGUAUCAUAUUGUUAUUGCUAACAUUGUAUCUUAUAUAUAAUAUUUUUUUUAAAAUUUAUACUAAUAAGAUAUAAUUUUGUUACAUGCCAAACUGAUUGGUGGACCUAAAUUGGAGCUGUGAUCUGUUUGUUGGGAUUCUCAAGUUGUCCUGGUGUAUCUGGCUGUACCUUGUCAUCAAUACUCUAUCUUCCUGGUGCUGAGGCAGAUUCUAUCUUCGCAGGAGAAAGCACAGCUAAGUGUAUUUUUUUUGGUUGCUAAUAGUAUAUCUUGUGCUCUAAUUAGUUUUUCCGAUUUGACCUGUUAAACUUAUAUUGUUUGGAAAUUCUAAGGAUGGAGACUAGGUUUUCUAUAAAUUCACAAUUUAUAGCGGAUGGGCAGGCGUUGGGUUUUACAGGAGCUGACUUGCAGAACUAUGUGAAAGAACAGAAGGAAGAAUAUGUCAAGGCAGAACAAGCAAGAUUGGAUAGGGAGGAACGGCUCAAGAAGGAACAAAGGGCGGAGGAGCAUGAACGAUGGAAAGAAAGGGAAGUAGUGGAAGCUAAAAAGAGGCAGGAAGAAUUGGAAUUGGCUAGACUUAAGGAGAAAAUUGUGGAGAAGGAGUUGCAGAAAGAAAGUAAAUCUGAAAACAAAGAAGGAGAACCUAAGAUCCAGGAUAAACAUAGACAUAUAAUUGAUAAGUUGGACAAGAGUUUUCAGAAUAUGAAGGAAGAUGAGGAUUUGAUUGGUUUCUUGACUCUAUUUGAGGCGGUGGCAACAAGAUGUUGUAUUGAUAAGAAAAGUUGGGCUAUGUUGUUAUCGUACAAAUUGACGUUGAAACUCAAGAAUUUUAUGCUGCAAGAUGAUCUGUUUAAGAAGGAAAAUUAUGAUGAAGUAAAGGUUAUGCUAAUGAGACAGGCUGAUAUAAAUGGAGAAACGUGUAGGAAGAAAUUUCACCAAAUUAGACCUAAAGAAAAUGAUUUCAGGGGAUAUGUAGCCGAUUUGAAAAGGGCACUAGACAAUUGGAUGAAGAUGGCGGAGGUAAAGGAGACCAUAGAAGGCAUGAAAAAUAUGAUUGUGACAAACAGAUUAUUAGAGAGUGUUUCAGGCGAAGUGUAUCGUCAACUUAUCUUAAAUAAAAGUGAUAAUGUAGAAGACAUGCUACAAGUAAUUGAAAGUUUUAAGACUGCAAGUUCAACAAAAUCAUUAUGUAAAGAGGAAAAUGUGUAUGUAAUGGGAGCUGCUGAAGCCACAAGUCAGAAUUAUGCUAGUGACAGGAAAGUCAUAACUUGUUUUAGGUGCGGAAAAGUAGGUCACAGGUCAACGGAAUGUUAUGUGGGUGGAGCCGGAGUGAAACCAAAACAGGUGACAUAUAAUAAGGAUGGAACAAGACAUGUGUCAGGCACAAGGAAUGUGUCAUAUGGAACUUACAGGAGGCAGUUUGAUACUAGAGGAAGGAGAAUGGAUGGAGGGAAUUGGAGAGGAGCUUACAAUGAUGUGAACCAUGGUGGAGGAAAUAACAGAAGGAAUUAUUCAGGUUUUGAUUAUACUAAGGAGAAAAACACAGACAAGUCAAAGAAAGUGCAAAACACAGACAGAUGCAUCAGAUAAAGGCAUUUCAGGUAUACUUAGUCAGAUGAGAGAUGGUGUGUUACAUCCAGUGAAGUUUGUCAGUCGCAAGUUGUUGCCACGUGAACAGAAAUACUCUAUCCUUGAGCGGGAAGGACUGGCCAUUGUAUGGUCGAUCAAAAAGCUAGAUCGUUAUUUGGCAGGAGUGAAGUUUCAUCUCCAGACCGAUAACAAGGCAUUGUCAUUCAUAGCAAAUAGUAAUUAUUGUAACAAAAGAAUAACUAGAUGGUGUUUAACACUUCAGGAUUAUUGUUUUGAUUCUGUCCAUUUGAAGGGAGAAUUAAAUGUUUUUGCUGAUGUAUGCUCAAGACUUGUAUAAUUUUUUUGAUUCAUUUGAGCAAUCAUGUACUUAUGUUAUAUUAAUUUUGAUAUUGAUCAAAUUUGAUAAUGUAACUAUGUAACAUGCAAACAGUUGUAACUUUAACUGUAAAUUUUUGAGACAAACAUUAUUUUGUCUAUUGAAGUGUAUAAUGAAGAUUUUUUAUUGUUGAGGUAAUCAUAAUGAUUAUUGGUUGUUGAGGAUUUCUCAGUUGUUUUUUCUCAGUGAGAGUUUGAGGUCUCUUCUUGUAAUUCUUGGAAACGUAUUUGCAGUAUUGAUCUUGGUGAAGUUGAUUUUCUGGAGAAUUUUCUUGCAGUUUUUAUGAUAACUGGAAUUUUUUUUUCAAAAUUGCCAGUUCGUUGAGGAGGGGGAAUGUCGCAGUUAUCUAUGUAACUGUAUAGUAGAAUUAGUUCUCUAAUUGAUAGUGCGGCGUUGAUCACUAUAUUGAUGACGUCAUUACAUUAUUAAUAAUUUCUGUGUAGACUAGAGGACUGAGCUUUUGUUGCUUGUCACAACUUCUAGUGACGUAAAUUUAGUGUGUGUGUGAUUUGCGUCAUUUAUCGUCUAGUACAGUCUCUCCAUUGUUUUGUACGUUGGUACAGAUAGACGUGGUUUGAGAGCUCUGGAAUUUCUCCUUGGUUUUUGUUAUUGGAUAGCCUUAGCAUUUGCCUUGGACAUUUUCUUGUUGGAUUAUCUUGACCCCUGUUUAGGGUGAGUUUUAUUUUUCAUUGUAUAGUUUUUCUAUUUGAAUUCGUUCGUAUUUGUAAGUCUAUAAUUAGACUAGAUAUAGAUGAUUAGAAGAAUCCUUUCUUUUAUCUUCUAUAGGGUUUUAGCGUCAAGACUAAGUUUUUAGUCGUAGUCUCAGUUGAAGACUCUAUUUCAAGUAUUAGUGUCAAGUCUAUAUGUUAGACUCUGUGUCAAGUCUCAGUGUCAAGACUUGUUUAUUCAGUCUCAGUUCUAUAUUGAGAGUACAACUUUAGGUCUACAGUCUACAGGACUGAGGUCUUUCUCUCAGUUGGUCGUCUGGUGUGCACGUGGAUUUGUACAUGAGUCUGAGGUUCAAGAUUCCAGACUGCGGGUUGCAGUGGUCAGACCUGAUGGUAUAGUGUCAACUAUGAACUUCUACUUUUUGGAAUUGUCGUCAGUGGACAGUACCUGAUCUAGAGGCUAGAUCUACAUAUAUUACCAGUUGUUGUUUUUGAGAUUGAAGGACUAGGUGAUCCAUUGAACUACUUAUUAUAGUUAAGGUAAUAUACUAUGUGUUUCAUAAUUAUAUGAAUGUUCUGUAUCUAAGGAGACUAACUGGAUCAUUGUAGAUUACAUAUUAUUACAUAUUGAUAUUUCAUACUAUUAUUAUCAGUCAUCAUGAAUCAGUCAUUUGUAAAUAUAUCACAAGAAUAAAUUUUAUUGUUAUUUACAUCAUA
This is a messenger RNA of Biomphalaria glabrata, 5211 nucleotides long. RefSeq names its product reticulocyte-binding protein homolog 2a-like. The record is from RefSeq and is a predicted model, not a curated record. Gene Ontology annotation, molecular function: zinc ion binding; nucleic acid binding. NCBI's taxonomy places the organism in Eukaryota, Metazoa, Mollusca, Gastropoda, Planorbidae. The transcript is spliced from 2 exons. The coding region runs from base 2194 to 3450 and encodes 418 amino acids.